AGCACCUGUUGGGAUAGGACUUGUGGCUGGGAUAGCCGUGCCCGCCAUGAUCAUAGGAAUACCUGUAUGGAUCGGGAGAAAGCUCCAUGCUAAAUACCAGCAUGCUCCUAAACACAAGAGGAAUUUGAUAAUGACAGGUGGGGUGUCUGCCUCCAUCAUUUUGUCACCUAUAUUGGCUGGUCUGGCAGUGGGCAUAGGCGUUCCAAUCCUGCUGGCCUAUGUGUAUGGGGUGGUCCCCAUCUCCCUGUGUCGCAGCGGUGGCUGUGGGGUGUCUACUACGGGGGACGGAGGGGUCCGCUUUGAGUUUGACGAUGACCAGGAGGUGACUGUUGGUGUGUCUGGACCCUAUGCUGGAGACAGUCAGAGUGUAGACACAGGUCACCCUAGUCUUGCCAACCCCAGUAUAGGCCCCAGUAUUGGAGAGGCCUCUGUAGGGAUGACCAACAGCCUCAGUGCCAGCGGCAGUCACAUUGACAGGGCCGGGGUGAUCCGGGACGAGCAGGAGUGCGACCGCGACUCGUCCAGUAACCGCGCCCUGGCUGGCUCUGUGUUGCUGGACGGGAGUCUGUCGGGGAGUGCCGUGGCGGGACCCAGUGGAUUUUCCAACAGGUGA
Molecule: messenger RNA, 613 nt
Organism: Lingula anatina
Lineage: Eukaryota; Metazoa; Brachiopoda; Lingulata; Lingulida; Lingulidae
Product: E3 ubiquitin-protein ligase RNF19A
Biological process (GO): protein ubiquitination
Molecular function (GO): zinc ion binding; ubiquitin-protein transferase activity
Source: RefSeq, a predicted model, not a curated record